GAGGGAACCUUUGAACACUUCUUUUUAAAAUUUUUUAACUUAAUUUAAGAGCAAUGAGCAACUUUGAGAUUGGCCGAUCCCUUUGACCACAAAUUCUCUUCGGCUUUGAUCUCUUCGUUUACGUAGUUGGUAUUAAUUUUGAGCUUUUCGUUGAGAUUAUUGCGAAACCAGUUGGUGAAUUUGGUGGAUUAAUUGGACUUGGUCCGAUUUUGAGGCGAUCUCACUUCGUUUUAGGUGAUUUGGAGGAGAAAAAAAUGAGAUUUUGAGGGCUAAUUUGGUGGUUUUUGAGGUGGUGAAGGGUUUUUUGAUGAUUUUGGGGACUAUCCAGAUCGAGAUUUGGGUGGAUUUUUCUCAUUUGAAACUCUGGGAUCUUCGGAAAGAUGCCAGUAGCACAAGAGCAAUUUGAGAUCAUGUUUCGGCUACAAGAUGGAUCGGAUAUUGGCCCCUUUACGUACCCGACCGCCGCCACCGUCGCGACACUCAAGGAAAGUAUUAUAGCUCACUGGCCUAAAGAGAAGGGACUCGGUCCGAGGUCCGUAAACGAUGUUAAGUUAAUUAUUUCUGGAAAGAUAUUAGAGAACAGUAAAACUCUGGUGGAGUACAAAAGCUCAACAUUUGAUUUUUCUGGGGUGACAACUAUGCUUGUUGUCAUUCGCCCUCCUCCGCCUCCAGAAAAAAACUCAGAUAAAAUAACACGAAAGAAGCACAAAGAUUGCAGUUGUGUAUGUGCGAUAUUGUAGCGGUUUUCACGUGCGAAAGCAGUAAUAUGUGCAGCUGGGAUUAGUCAUUCUUUUCGCCUUUUCUCUAAAAGUGCUUGACCUUGUAAAAGAUAAAAGGGAUUUUACUCUUUUUUUGUUUGUUUUUUCUUUUAUUUUUGAUCUUUCAUUGGAUUGACAAAAUUUCAUUUUGAGUCUCCUAUGUUUUGUGUUUCGGGGAGAAUCAAAAUUUGCAAAAAAAAAAAAAAAAAUUGUGAAUAUGUAGACCUGGCGUUUGUAUAAAGAUUGCUAUUGUUUUGUACAUUCAGUGUAAAUCAAAUCAAAACAGUUGACACUUCUCUUUA
Messenger RNA from Ananas comosus (pineapple), 1060 nucleotides. Its product is annotated as membrane-anchored ubiquitin-fold protein 1-like. Bases 381 to 740 code for a protein of 119 amino acids. NCBI's taxonomy places the organism in Eukaryota, Viridiplantae, Streptophyta, Magnoliopsida, Poales, Bromeliaceae. Gene Ontology annotation, molecular function: protein binding. The record is from RefSeq and is a predicted model, not a curated record. The transcript is spliced from 4 exons.